Molecule: messenger RNA, 4241 nt
Organism: Linum trigynum
Lineage: Eukaryota; Viridiplantae; Streptophyta; Magnoliopsida; Malpighiales; Linaceae
Source: the annotation of a GenBank genome assembly
GUCAGAGUGUGGUGCCUAGGAAUUCAGAAAGAAAUAUGUUACAGCCAAAACAUUGAUGAAUCCAUCUCCCAAAAGUCAAAACCGGGAUACUGGUCAGUGAAUGUGGGGAUAGGAUAAGAGUGUGGAUAUGGAGUUGGUGCUGUGUGGAGAUAUGAAAGUCAACUCGAUUAAAAGCUUUUCAGAGUAAAAAAAAAAAAAAAAAAACUUCCACUGGAACAAAUCAUCCAUUUGGCAGUGGAAAAGUUGGUUCGAUAAGAAAUCAAGCAUCAAUUGAUUCCAAUAACUCGAAUUGUUGAAAUAAUUUUAUGUACAAAUUUAACCACUUCAUUACAUAUCCCCUGAAAUGAACCACGAACUCCAUCUGUUUCUAUUGUCUGUCAAAACAAAAAUCAUCAUCUGUCAAAAUAAUCCCAGGUAAUUUUCGAACGAGCCAGUUGGCGAAAAUUGUUUUUCCAUGCUUUAUAUUGGCUGCAAGAUAUUGCUAGAUAUCAACCAUGUAAGCGCCCUACACUUCCAUGGUGCCCAAACCGAAUCCACAUGACAAAAAAGAGGACUUUUACCGUCAAAUGCCAAAUACAAACAGUAAAAAUGUCAGGCUAGAUUGUUAAUGUGAUCAACCAAGAGGAAUGUAGCAACAUUUUGUACUAAGCAGUUGCGUAGCAGCAGAAGCAGCUGGAGCAACAACCGUUCUCAAUCCUUAAAAAUUUUCUCAAAGUGAAAAAAUAAAAUAAAUCCUCAUCGGGUUCUUCAAUUGAUCAUCAUCAUUGUAUUAUAUCCAUAAGUCUCUCAGUCUCAGUCAAGGUUUCAGUCCUGUGCCUCCUGCAGAGAGUAGGUUCACGCAAGCAGAGACAAAGGGGCGUUAGAUUCAUCAGCUGAACGAACUUUGGGGGAAGCACCCGUGUAUAAGAAGAGAAAAAGCACGGAGAGCAGCAUUCGUUUGACAAUGAAAUACUAGAGUUAUCAUAUAGUAGUCACAUGUUCUACAGGUGGGAACUUAGUAGGGGAAAUCAAAGACACAAGCAUAGUAAGUUCGAUAUGGACAUUCGAGCUCCUUUUGACUGUCCUAAAUCCUAAUCCUAUCUUACCAAGGCAGGUAUCAGUAGACCUUAAACGGUAACUGGUAAGCUAACAACUCAAAACAUAUGGAGAGCAAGAAAAAUACACAUGAGUAUAAUAUCAGAAAGUCGGCAUAAUAGAAUGUCAGAUCUUUCAUUGCUGGUGAUUGGCAUCACACUGUUCUUACAAAAAAAAAAAAAAAAGAAGAAGCUCUUUGUUUCCUUUGUCACUUGGCCAACUUAACUAAGUGACACAACUAAGUAAAUCAAAGAGUCUACAGCUCAACAAAACAGCCAAAAGUCAACUUGGUCAUCUAUAUAUCAGUACGUUAUCAAUCAUUCAGGCUCUCCGCGGCAUUGUAACCUGCUAACGGGAUAUCUUAGCUACAUAGCCGGAUAAUUUAAGUUCGUAGAACUCCAAAAGGAAGAAUACCAUAACCAGCUACCAGUGACAUUCUCUGUGAGGUCCAUACCACGAUUUAAUGCCCGGGAAUCAGAAUCAAGACAACCUUCCAGACUAUUGAUGUGGCAACACUCCUUUUUGCUACACAUGCUUUGCCUCAUCAUGAUGAAAUGUUAAAUUCAAUGGUUCCUUUUGUCCUCUUUGCUUAUUAUCUACUAACUUAAGCACUUCGAGUUUACCUUGAGAAUGAAGUGAUUUCGGUCUACAGUAUCAAAAUUAUGGUUUUUGGUACCAAACUUAAUUCCAGUGGAGGAGAAAAUCUACUCAUACAGAUUCAUAUUGCACGAAAUCCCAUGUAACUUCCGGAAUGCAUGUAUUAGAGCAACAAAUAAACAAUCACUCCAUCUCACCUGAGGAGUUGGAGCACUCGCCACCUUAAGAGCUGGUGAUGUUGCAGGAGACCCUUCAAAAAUACGAGAGCACUCAGUGUACGCGGCUCCAGCGCCCACUCCUGCACCAAAUGCUACAGCAGCCCAGCGAGUCACUGGUGUCCCUAUUUUGAAACGGAAGAUCACAUCAUCAACUCAUUAUUAUUAGAACAUCCCCCCAGCAUUCAAUUUAUUAAAAACAAGCAUAAAUCUAGCUCAUGCAAGCCACAGAUAUACAGCGCAUAAGGAUCGUGAUUGUGUGUGCAUCUUCUUACACCUUACACAACCAGCAUAACUGCAUCUUUACAUUCUCUCGCUCAUCCAUUCUAAAAAUCAAGGCUUUCCACAUUCAUUCAAUCAAUCCUUCAUGGGAAACCAACAAAGACAAGGCAGAACUGGUAAUUUCCUUAAACCGAAAGGAAUUUUAGCCAAGCAACAAGUAGAAACAAAAUUUCACCACCCACCAGAAGAAAAAACCUAAUCCGAAGAGUGCAACCAAGUACGGGACUAUUCGGCCCGUUCCACCAUUUUCAGACCUUCCGAGCUAAUUAAAAUAAGGUUGUAUAGUUGGCGUUUAAACAUCUAUUGGUAAACGGAUAAAUGGGGGAGAGAUGAGAAGAAGAAGAAGGAAAACUAACUGAAAAAGAGGAGACCGCCGAAGGCACCAGCCAUGGACGAGUAAACGAAGCGGCGAACGGUCAGAUCGAUACAAGCGUCCCAUUUCGCGUUCACGUCAACGGCCUCCGCCAUAUUCGAUUGCUAACUGCGCUACUCUGUUCGGAUUUCUUCUGCCUUUCGUUCUUCGCUUUCAGUAUUCGUCCUGUUCUUCUUCUUCUUCUUCUCCGUCCUUCCCUUUUCUCUGGUUAGUUCGAUGAGGUUCCGUUCCGUCCUCUGCUUCUUUCUCACGGUCGGGCGUGGAGCCGUAUUUGCCUAUUUGGGCCUACUGAGAUCACUUUUUGGCCCAAUUUGUGUUGGGUUGGGCCCUAGUUAGUGUAGAGAAUCCAGUACAAAAGGAUAACAUUCUAAAAUUAGAGACUAAAUUGGUAAACCGGUACAAUUUUAGCAGCUAGAAGUAAUCCUUUCUGCUUCUUGUACUUCAGUACUGACACGUAGACAUUUACAGGAUAAUUCAGGAGCCAAAAGAUUUCUCUCUGUAAAAUCCGAACUCCAUGGGAUAUGGAGCGAGCUCCGUUAAUCCAUCCAGCCUCUCCGGCUUCAUUGAGCCACGAAUUCGUCGCCGGCGACCGCUCCAUUUCUCUGCCCAACCGACUCAACGUUGUGGUUGCCGGAGCAGCGACUCGACCGUAAUGUACUCUUCCCGCCACUACUCGUUUCGGCCGUUCGAUUUUCAGCGAACAUAUCUUCGCCGCCAAAGAACGCCGAAAUGGCGAUGUCGAUCGUCGCUGAAGUUCAGCUCCCUCGAGCUCCCGCUCCUUCCUUUCAACUCGAACGAGGUUUUAGUUCCUUCAGAGAGCAAGACUCUGCAUCUCUAUGAAGCUAGGUAUCUGGCUUUGCUAGAAGAGGCUUUGGUGCAGAAGAAGAUGUUUGUGCAUUUUGUGUUGGAUCCAAUCUCGAUCAGCGAUUCAGGAGGUGAAGCUUCCUUUGCUGCUAGAUAUGGCUGCCUGGUCAAUAUAGAGAGUGUUGAGCGUCUAGAUGUCGGAGCAUUGGUGUCUGUUCGAGGAAUUGGGCGUGUCAAGCUUGCUGGUUUCUUGCAGUCGGAGCCUUACUUGAGAGGUGAAGUGAAGCCAGUACAGGACAUCGGUGUCGACAGUGCUAAUGAGAUCAGUUCAAAAGUUACACAAGUGAAAGAAGCUCUUGGCAAUUUAAAUAGCCUAGAAAUCAAACUGAAGCCUCGCAAGGACGAAUUGUUGCAGACGCGACUGGCCAACGCACUUUGGUGGGCCGAAAAGGAACUCGAACUAGAUUGUGAUGAAGCUUUCGUCCCAUCUCUUGCAGAACGCAUUUCCUUCGCCGCAUUGCAACCAAUUUCAGGCUCUUCACAAUCAGAACUAUACAACCUGCAGCAAGAGAAGUUACGAGCAAUGGACAUGAGAGACACGCUGAAAAGGCUGGACGGUUCGCUGAAGCUAAUUAGCCAGAACAUUUCGAUGGUCGCAGCAAAGCUCGCCAUUCAAUCUCUCGGAAUGUCGUAAGCUGUAAAAAGUAAAAACAUGUCGAAACUGGUAAAAGAAAUACUUCCUUCCAACUCAUAUUUGCUUCCUUUCUGUACAGGUCAAAACGGUAAUUACUCAAUCGAAGAGUAUAUUACUAAUAGUGAGUCAUUCAGUCAAAGCAAAGUUGCAUCCAUAAGCAUACCUCCAAAUACUAACGAAGUAAUAAUGACUAAUGAAAACU